This is a messenger RNA of Ananas comosus (pineapple), 734 nucleotides long. RefSeq names its product DNA-directed RNA polymerase II subunit 4. The transcript has 7 exons. Lineage: Eukaryota; Viridiplantae; Streptophyta; Magnoliopsida; Poales; Bromeliaceae. Gene Ontology annotation, cellular component: P-body; RNA polymerase II, core complex. Bases 107 to 523 code for a protein of 138 amino acids. The record is from RefSeq and is a predicted model, not a curated record. Gene Ontology annotation, molecular function: nucleotide binding; translation initiation factor binding. Gene Ontology annotation, biological process: nuclear-transcribed mRNA catabolic process, deadenylation-dependent decay; positive regulation of translational initiation; mRNA export from nucleus in response to heat stress.
GGACCAUCUACUCCCUAUAAAAGGCGAAAGCGCCCUACAGAAAACAAUCCCCACUUCGAUCACAUCGCGCUUCCUCACACACGGUCUUCUUUUGUUGUUUUGAAAAAUGUCCGGAGAGGAGGAGGAAAAUGCUGCCGAACUCAAGAUCGGAGAGGAGUUCUUGAAGGCAAAGUGUCUUAUGAACUGUGAAGUUGCAAUCAUCCUUGACCACAAGUACGAGCAGCUUCAGCAGAUGUCUGAUGAUCCCACGAACCAAAUUUCUCAGGUAUUUGAGAAGUCGCUGCAGUACGUGAAGCGCUUUAGUCGCUACAAGAACCCUGAUGCGGUGCGACAAGUUCGAGAAGUCCUAAGCAGAUACAAGCUUGCUGAAUUUGAGCUUUGCGUGCUCGGUAACCUUUGCCCUGAAACAGUUGAGGAAGCUAUUGCUAUGGUCCCAUCAAUCAAGAAUAAAGGGCGGAUUCAGGAAGAUGAUCAAAUUGAGAAGCUAUUGAACGACCUUUCCCUAAUAAAGAAGUUCGAGUAGCUCGUCUGUGUAUUCGAGCCCUUGAGGUGCUCUCUCGAUAAAUUAUGCAACUUAGUGCUAUACCAAUUUAGGUCUGUUUUUGUAUGUUCGCGAACACCAGCAAAGUAAUUAUCCAUCAUCUGAAUGAACUUGUGCUUGAUGUUUUGAAUGUUUUUUUUGUUAACGCUUGAAUUUAAUAAUAGCAAUUGAGUUGGUUGGGAUAAUUUAAUAA